Messenger RNA from Penaeus chinensis, 3813 nucleotides. RefSeq names its product zinc finger and SCAN domain-containing protein 5B-like. The transcript has 3 exons. The record is from RefSeq and is a predicted model, not a curated record. Bases 227 to 1336 code for a protein of 369 amino acids. NCBI's taxonomy places the organism in Eukaryota, Metazoa, Arthropoda, Malacostraca, Decapoda, Penaeidae.
GAGGGCACGUUGCUGCGGCCGCCUUCGUCACCGACAGCGCUAAGCCAAAAAGGUCGUCCCGCGUUCUGUGCGAAUUCUUGCAGUGAAGUGGUACCUAUUGUCACUAUAGGUAAUCAAUAUGUGACUUUUAACUAUACAGUGAAACUAUAUUAGUAAAUUAGUGAUAACAAUUAGCACAAUUUAUUGUCACUCUUCUCUGGGUAUACUUUGACUCGCAAAUAAGAGAAUGGAGAGUUUCCGCGACCUCGUGGAGUCGAUGGAGAGCGACUUCCAGCGCGAGGAGAGGGCGCCCGCAACACGCCCUAAAGUGGAGCCUUCUGUGGAGGAGAAUGUGGACGUUGAUUCGCCAGCGAGUGGAGUGUCCUUCGGCUGCGAGGCGCCCGAAGUUGCGACGGAGGAUGGCGGCCGGGAGAGGGCGACGCUCGCCCUGCGCUGCGACAUGGAGAGGGCAAGCUGGGCCCGCUGGGAGGGGGGGAGAGGAGGAGGAGCCCUAGAAGCAAGAGAAGCAAGAAGAGGACAACGAAGAAAAACGGUAAAGCGAGAGCAUGAACCGGUGACGUGGCUGAAGGCGACGCAGCCAGGCUUUGUGUACGAGGCGCUGGCUCUCGCCUCCGCGGGGAGCGAGCGAGGACCCAAGCGGGGUCGGGGGGCGCCCGAGGGAGGAAGAUCCGCGCCAGAGGCCCAUCGAGGGAGGAGACAGGCGGAGGGGCAGGCGGAGGGGCACGCGCGACUAGGGGCAGGUCCACCUGGACAUCCAGACGCCCCGCACCCCACACCAGGUUUGCUUGGCGGUCAGAUGCUCUCGGGCAUCCGGAGGGCGAGUCAGAGCACCUCAAGGGACAUCCCCGAGGGCGUCCCGGCAGGGAAUACCAUCGGCCACGACGGAGGACUUCCUGAGACCACACUCACAUUCAGAUGCCAUCAGUGCCAGGCCAGUGCCCGGGACGCGAGCUCGCUCGCCCGCCACUGCCGCCGCCACAACCCGACGCGCCCCUUUGGCUGCGGGCUGUGUCCCUCGAGGUUCAACCAGCUGGUGCACCUCCAGAUACACCAGCGGACUCACACCGGCGAGAAGCCCUUCUGCUGCGACGUUUGCGGUGCCAGAUUCAGUCGGAAGGACAGGUUAAGAUCACACCAGCGAACCCACACGGGCGAGCAGCCCUACACGUGCCCCUACUGCGACGCCUGCUUCCGGGACACCGCCAGCCUGAAGGCGCACCUGAGAACCCACGCAGGCGAGAAGCCCUACGCGUGCCGCCUGUGCAAAGCUUCCUUUGUCAACCUCACAACAUUCACGAGCCACUGGAGGAUGCACAGCGCCGGCGAUUUGCAAUGAGAGGAUUAAUCAGAACUGUCAUUAGUUUGUUUAACACCACAGCCGGCUAUGGAUUGUGAGAAACUGAUGCUACGAGCACUGGAUCUCAUUUAGUAAUUUUAGCGGUGCACGGUAAGGUUUAACUUCAAAUGGUCGUGUUCUAUCGUUAUUAGGUCUGGCAGCGACUUACAUGUCUGCCUCACUUCUGUUCUCAGAGCAACCUGUUUCAACAUGCUCAAUUUAUUUAUUGAAUAUUUUCUGCUGCGCAACAUCUAAGGUCUUUAGCGGGGCCAGGUAAAGUUUUUUGGUUUGUGGAUUUCCAGAAUGGUCACUGGUCAAAACAAACAACUGUAGCAGGCAUCAAAAGUUACAAAGCAUUGUGGUAAAGUAUUGAAGCGAAAAGGGUAAAUAUGAGUUAACGAUUCGGAUAAGUGAACAGGAGAUGAAGAAAAGGAAAAGGAAAGGAGAAGAAAAUACCCUGCAAAAUUAGUUGAGGCAAGGGCUGAGGUCCAAGGCAGGGGUGAUCUCCACAGGGGCCUCAGUCUCCGCCUCCUAAGCCCCUGGCGACACCGAGCCCGCGAUGGGAAGGAACGGAAUUAACCCCGACCUUAACCAAGACUUUAGUAAAAGCUAGAUAAAGAUAUAGACAAGAGACAUACAUAGAUAUUGAUAAAUAAAUUAUAUACAGAUGUACAGCUAUACAGAUGGAUAGACGUUUUAUUUAUUUAAAAAAUUCUGUCGGGUCAACAUCUAAGGUCAUUAGCGGGUAUUCAGCGAUAGGGUGAUGCUUGGAGGCGAAGCCCCCGAGUAAGGACGUUUUUUGGUUCAUAAGGCGAUGUUUGUUAAUUCCUUGAGUGGUUAAUGGUUAAGACAAAUAAAUGUGCUAGACAAAGGUCAUAUAGCAUUUUAUCAUAAAGUAUUGCGGCGAAGAAGGUAAAAUGAGUUAAUGAUUAGGAUAAGUGGACUAAAGGAGAAGAGAAAGAAAAGGAAAGGGGGAGAACAAAAAGGCCAAGCAAAAUUAAUUGCAGCGAGGGCUGAGGUCCACGGCAAGGGCGACUGCCUACAUUGGGCCGCAGUCCCCAUCUCAACCCUACCCCCCGCCACACCAGAAGAAGCAGGGGAUUGGUAUUUGUUACUUUUUAUUAUUGUUCAUUCAGUAAACCUACAUUAGAGCACAAUCUUGAAUCUCUGAAUCUGUAACUAAUUGUACUAAGGUGAAAAAUGUGAACUUUGAUUGUAUAAUUUUCGUAAACAGUGCUUCUAUUGGGUAAAAAAAAAGAUACUGAAAGAUUUUUUAUUUUAAUAUUUACUGAUUAGGAGGGUACAAUACCAUUAUCUUCAAGAUUUGGGCAAUAUACAUAACUAUACAAAUACUGGAACUCAAAUGUACAAAAGGUAUUUUUCAGCCAACCAUUCUGUGCAGCAAUAUAUUCAAUACCAUAUAUACUGUAAUAUUAUAUACAUUUUUUUAUUAAAGGUACAUACACAGUAUGUUGAACAGUAUCCGCUGAUGACAAUAAAUAUUAAAAACCCUAAUCCAUUCAUUCAAGCAAAGUCUCUCACUCCAUGCCCGUGUCCUCUGAUGUGCACUUGUCCACCAGCCAACAACAAACAUUCCCCAGAGGUAUUCACAGAUGAAGAUAGAAAUGCGCAUUUUUUUACUAUUUUACCUCCUUUUCCUUUUAACCCAAAGGAUGCACAUCGGCACAGGUAAAAGAAAACUAAUGACUCGUAAAAUGAUAGCAAGGCAAGAAGAACCUGUAUAUGCAUAAUGAAAUGAAACUGUACAUGAUAUACGCAGCUGUUGCCCCUCGUUGAAGGGUAGCAGCUCUUUCCACCUUCUUCAUCACCUGCCUUGGAGUAUGACAAAACAUUUAAGGUCAUUAUGUACAACUGCAGAAUAUAUGCACAAGCAUUAGUGCACAUGAUACACACACAAAGACACACACAUAGUUCUGUGCAAAGCCUGGUUUUGCACACACACACUUUACUAUAGGAACAAUCUGGAUGAUUAGAUAAUGCAGUGAUAUUCCAGACAUUCCAAAAGUAGCCUGCUUUCAUGUGGAUGACUUCCAACAAUGGAAACUUAGAGAACUAUGCCCAAUAAUAACAGUAAUAAAGUGAUCAUCAUCAUAAUUCAUUUUUCAAUAGAAAAAUGUGUCUAUCAAUACCUGAUGUAAUCAAAUGUGAAAGAUUUGAAACAGAAAAAAGGUUUCAAAGAUAUGAAAAUUAAAAGUAAUGACUCACUUUAAAAACAGGAAUUAAACAAGGAAUGAAUAAAGGAAAAAAACAGAAAAAACUAAUGAAUAAUAAAUGUUUAUAUGUAUAUAUAUACACACUUAAAUAUAUAUCUUUAUUUAAACCAAAGGUAUUUUUAAGCAUUUACAAAAGUCUUUUUCAUUUCUUCUUUUCCAAACUUCUGCUCUAAUUCUAUGCAUAUACAAACAACACUACUUGCCCCCCCCCCCCCCCCUCUCUCUCUCUCUCUCACUCUCUCU